Linum trigynum is the source of this 1800-nucleotide messenger RNA. The record is from the annotation of a GenBank genome assembly. Lineage: Eukaryota; Viridiplantae; Streptophyta; Magnoliopsida; Malpighiales; Linaceae.
ACAACGUUUGGUAUGUGUGAUUGUGUAUGUCGCAUCAGCUAAAAGCUGAGACAAAACAAUCUCAACUAUCUCAACAAUCACAACUAAAAGUUGAUAUAUAACAAUCACUCAAAAUGAGUGAUAGUUUCUGUCACAUCACAGAAACAAUCCAUGUAUUGUUUCUGCUAAAAACAAAAAAAUGAUGCAUUGUAAACCAUACAUGCAUAAUGACAAUUUCAACAAAACUAUCGCAACUUUCAAACUACUCCUUGGAUAUCAGAAGAACAGAAGAUCUGGGCCACUGUGACACGACCUAUGUAGGCCCAAUUAGAGGCCCAUUGUAUUUUCCACGCCAAAGAAAAAGGAAAAAAAAAAGAAUAAAAGCCAGAAACGCAAUCAUAAAGUCGGACAGGUGUCCCCUAAAAUAAGGCUUACCCUUUAUCAUACGCCCUCUAAAUUCGGUCUUUCUAUGAUAGCGAAGGGCCGCCAUGCCCCCCACAGGGACUGCCUGCCAGUUAUGAUCCGAUACGGACAGGCGGCAACCGCAGCUUACUUGGCACCAUAUGCGACUGUACGCGUGGCGGUGGGAACAGAUCUGAGCCGUCCAUUGAAUAUCUAUGAGUGGAAGAGUGGGGGCCGGCUGGUGAAGUUUGCAUUAUUUGUGUGGGGAGGUGGGAAUUGGGAGUUUGGGACGGUAGGGUGGUGAAGUUUCAACUUUCUAAGUUUCCAGUCUUGUCGUAUUUGAUUGGGGAAAUGAUCACUGAUGCCUUUCUUCAUGGAAAAAAAAAACAUAGUUGCAUGAAAUCUAACCCGAAAAUUUGUCGUUAGGGUAUUUUAUGUCAAAAUUGUGGUUUAAUCGUAGUUCAAAUGUUAGUACUGUUGAAUACCGUCUAUCGGUUAGCGUCCGGUACUAAUAUUUUAUUGUUGAACCCCAAUACGAUACGAUUUCAUGGACCAUGGGAAAAAAAUUGGAAUUGCUGGGUAGUGGUUCCUAAUGGUGAAAACUGGCAAUUGCCCAACAAGUCUUAAGGAUUUUCUUAUAUGAUGUCCUAUAACGUGAAAACUGACAAUGGAAGGAAUAUUUCGUUAUGUACUCACUGUAAGGCUCCGACGUUCCGUGCAAUGGAAGGAGAAGAGAAUUGGGGGGUUAAUUUAUCGAUAACGGUAUAAGUUGUGUUUUGACGGUAAAAUAUGGUGAUAAUUGAUUAAUAUGAAUUAUGGGUUGAAAUUAGUCAAUAUAUAUAUAUAUAUAUAAUUAUUUGAUACGGUGACAAAAAAAAUCUGAUGGAAGUUAAUCAAUAUUUUGAUACAAUUUGUAGUACAAUUUUAUAAUUUGGAAUCACAACUAUAUUGUCAUGGGACAUUUGAUUUUGACAAAAAAAAAACUAAUUUUCUAAGAAUCGUACUUUAUUAGUCUUUGAUCAUCCUCCUACAAUAAGAUGACAAGUGGCAUUUUAAAUUUAGUAUUCUUUCUAACUUAGGAUUGUUUGUGUUGGCAUUGUGGAAUAUAUUCUUAGUCAUUCGUUCGAAUGAGCUAAAAUGCAAGCAAAUGAGCUGAUAUAUCAACACAAUUUUCAAGUACUUAGGAAUCUAGUAGGAUUGUGGAAUAGGCAAAUGUUAUUUGAGACCGGGGAUACUAUACCAAACUCAUGAUCAUUAUCAAUUUUUGUAAUUAAGGUCCUUUGGUUUAUGUAUUGUUUGGAUGUGAUUGAUACAAUUCGUUAACAAUUUGUCGUUUUAUGUUUUUUUUAUGCACAGACAAUAUAUGUGAUUAGUUGAUGUAACAGAAACAAUAAUUCAUAACAAAUGAUUGUAUGAUCU